Molecule: messenger RNA, 1603 nt
Organism: Anastrepha ludens (Mexican fruit fly)
Lineage: Eukaryota; Metazoa; Arthropoda; Insecta; Diptera; Tephritidae
Gene: Or13a
Product: odorant receptor 13a
Exons: 6
Coding region: 254-1603 (449 amino acids)
Biological process (GO): sensory perception of smell; detection of chemical stimulus involved in sensory perception of smell
Cellular component (GO): plasma membrane
Molecular function (GO): olfactory receptor activity; odorant binding
Source: RefSeq, a predicted model, not a curated record
CCAAACGAUUAAUUUGACGAAAUCAACAAAUUAAAAAUUCUGUUUAUAUGUCAAAUCGCGCGAACGAUUAAAGGGAAAUUCUAAUGCAGUUUCACGCCUACACAAAAUUAAACGCUAAAAUGUAUUCCAACAGAUUUUAUAAAUACCACUUAACACCAGCAAAAUGCCAGUACUCCCAGUAUUCAGCGUACAUCUGGACAACUAAACUAAAAAAAAAACAGAGUUCAUUCGAGGAAGUCAGAAUUUCUUGAGAAUGCUUUUCAAUCCGAAGCCGUUAAAAGAUCCAGUGCACUUUAAAUUCCCUUUACAGUGCAUUUGGUUAAAAUUAAAUGGAUCGUGGCCGUUAAAGCGCAAAAUGUCCAAUGCAUUGGAAAAAUAUUUUAGUUUUCUAUACAGCACUUGGGCCUGGUACGUCGUGGCCAUGGUUGGCAUAACCAUCGGAUUCCAGAGUGCAUUUCUUGUGACGACUUUCGGCAAUAUAACGGUGACCACCGAGAACGGCUGCACUACGUUUAUGGGCGUAUUGAAUUUUGUACGCUUACUGCACUUACGACUGCGCCAAAAGGAGUUUCAUGAAUUGAUUGCGCAAUUCGUGCAGCAUAUCUGGAUUACUAAAUCUUCGCAAGUGUCCAUUGAGCGCGGUUGUGCCCGCAAUAUGCGCGUAUAUCAAGUGAUUUCAGUUCUGCAAUCCUGCCUCAUCACAAUGUAUUGCGUUAUGCCAUUGGUCGAGCUCUAUAUGCUAAGCGUGAAUCAUCCGCAUGACUUGGACUCCGUUGCCAAACCAUUUCCUUAUAAAAUGUUGUUUCCCUACGACGCCAAUCAUGGCUGGCGUUAUGCGCUCACCUAUUUGUUCACAGCCUGGGCUGGUGUUUGCGUGGUGACUACGCUCUUCGCUGAGGACUCCUUAUUCGGCUUCUUCGUCACCUAUACUUGUGGCCAAUUUCGCAUUCUACACAAUCGCAUCGACAAUAUUAUACCCGAUUCGUAUGCAGCGGUUCAAGCUGGUCGCGGUACGGUGGAUGAUUAUCAGCGUGAAUGCGUCCGACGGCUGGACAGAAUUGCGGCCAAGCAUAGCAUUUUAUUCGAUUUCGUCAAUCUCUUGGAGGAGUUCUUCAGUCCGAUUUUGCUGGUGAAUUUUCUGAUUUCAUCCCUUUUAAUUUGCAUGGUGGGCUUUCAGUUAGUGACGAUGAAGAAUAUGUUUAUAGGAGACUACAUCAAAUUUUUGGUAUACAUUUUCUCGUCCCUCUCUCAACUCUUUGUGCUUUGCUGGAACGGCGAUAAAAUAAUUCAAAACUCACUUGAGAUGGCCAACCAUUUGUAUUCAUGCAACUGGGAGAGUGAUAUUAUAUUUACCGAUACCAGAGUAGAAAAUAAUGUCGGAAAUAAUCCACAGUCGCUGAAGUCAUUGCCAACGGUUUAUUAUUCGACUGAUUCAAUCUUUCGCAGGAAGCUACAGUUUAUGAUUUUGCGCAGUCAACGACAAACCUGCAUAACGGCCAUGAAGUUCUCAACAUUGUCCUUAAACAGCUUUUCAGGGUUAAUGAGCUCAUCCAUGAGCUAUUUUGCACUAUUGCAGAGCUUCUACGAGAAUGAGGAAAAUUAA